AUUGUAUAGUGAGUUAACAGUUACAGUUUACCAGUUACAUUGUUUCAUGUGUAAGUUAGUUUUGUUUGUUUGUAUAGAAAAUCAAUUAGAUUUUGGCUGGGGAGUGUUACUGCCAGAGCAGUGUUUUAUAGAUAAAUCUUAUUUCUUUACUUUGGACGCGCUACUCACUUGUUUGUCGCAUCGGUGUUGAGUAACAAGAUGUUAAUCGGUGUUGAGUAAAUUGUUUUUAGCACGCUCAUGAUAAUGAUGGGAUAGAAUGUGAUUCCACGUGGAAUGAGAUCGGCUGAUAUUAGAUGCUGAGACAGCCGUAAUUACAAGUGUUCUUGUAACAGGAAUCUGGCCCAUAAGUUGCGCCAGAUGAGAUUUACUACACAAUCAUUUAGAACCUAGUCGCUUGCAUUACACUAGAAUAGCCCAAAGUCGAAAAGAAUUACCUCGGGCAUAAGAAUUUUGAUAGUUGCAUCAAAAUAGCAAAAUGGCAGUAUGAACAAUCUGACAGUGAUGAGGAACUAACAAAAACAGUUGAUGAAAUGGAAAAUGUAGCCAUGAAACUCAUUAAGCCUAAAAAUUUAAAACAAGAGAAAUCCUCAAAGCAUGACAAGAAAAACUUCCAGAAGGGAAAAGUUCUUCAUGCUAAAUUGCAUAUCAAAUACUGGAAAACAAAAGAGAUCGCCAAAAAGGCAAACAAGUGUUUUACAAGAGAAAUGCUCCAAGACCUUGCUCAGUUCAAAAGGGCAGCUGACUAUUUCAUCAAAAGAGGGGCACAUUUAAUCAAACUGAAUGAAGGUUGUGUGGAGUGUGUGUUAAUGUUUGAUGCUGCAGAGAAGUUACAAAGUUUCUGGACAGAGUAUAAGUCUGGGGAUUUAUCUAAGUUUCUGACAAAUGAAUACAUCACCCAAGAACUUGAAGAGAUGGAGGGAGAAGAGAUGCUGUAUGUUGAUGUAUACAUUUGUGAACAGGAGUUGGCUACAGCCUGGGAAUUUUUCACAAACCCAGGAGAACCAGAAACCCAAACCAAUGUAGAAUUGCCCUCUACAUCUGGCAGUCAAAUAAAGCAAGAGAGGCCACUGACUGUUGAGCAAAACAUUGAAGAGGAAUUUUGCACAGUAACUUAUCAAAAGAGUUACCACAUCAUGAAGUCAGAAAAAGAAACUGCUACAAUGUGUGAAGUUUGGGGAUCCAUAUUUGAAGACAUAUCAACCCGUGUGUCAUGCAUGUGGAAGGAGUUGGCUUUACAUUUAAAGUUUACAGAGGAAGAUAGAGAAGCCAUUGUGUCCCAGCACCCUAAUGAAGAAGAAGCACAGUGUUUAGAAUGCUUACAAAGUUUCCUAGAGAGGAACUAUGACCAACCUGUUGAACAAAUCACAGCACAACUGCUUACUGCUUUGUACAUGAUGCAUCAACCAACAUUUGCUGAGACUGUGGUUGAUCUACUAACAAUGGAAAGUCUCCCAGUGUGUCAUGAACUUAUUCAAAGACCAAUGGUAUGUGACACCUUGUCUUCUGAUGCUAGUUAUAAAGACUAUGAAAAAUAUGACUCUGGUGAGGACAAUGACAGUAUCAACAGUGAAAUAUGUCUUGGAAACAAAAUAAGUAAUUCAGAUGAUAAAGAGUGUCAGAAAGAAAAAAGCUGUCAUGCACCAAUAAAAGAUGGAGAUAAAAAACACCCAGAACAAAGUGCUAACAUUGAGAACAAUGAUGAUGGGUAUGGAGAGAGAAAUCGAGGUAAUGAAGAAGCUGAUCAUCAUGACAGUGAAGUUGAUGAAACUUUAGAGACUUUGAAUUAUGAACAAAGCUCUGAAAAUGAAGAAUCACUCCGUGUAGCAAAGCUCCAGUCUUUGCUUUCAUCAGAAAACCCCCCAGAGGACAAGAGACAUGUGGAGGAUAUUGUAAAAUUGCUAGAACUUUCUCCUGAACUAUUGACAAAACUAAACGAAGUUGAACAGAAAAAGCUUGCUUCCAUGCUUCUUUGUGUAGGCUGUGAUUCAAAUGAAAAUGCUAUGGUGUGCAGAAAUUUGAAGCAAAAUAUUUUAAAACUUGCCUCCCCAAAACAUAAAGUUUUCGCCAGUCUUCUAAAAUCAGAGCUGUUGGAACUGUUACAUAAUGCUGAAGGAGAUAAUACAUUACAUUUAAGUGAAAACUGGAAACUUCUGUCACAGACACCCAAAAAAGAACUCAAAACCUGGCUGGUCAUUGCUGAAAUCUUUAUCAAGCAACUUAGUAAGAAUGAUGGAAACACAAAACUUCUAAAAAUACUUGCUAGAAAACUAACAUUGCUGAAGUUAGUUCUUCAACAAAUCAAAAUGCAUCCCAGUGAAGAGGGGAGAGAUUCACUGAAAAUUUUAGUCUUUAACCUGGUUAAACAUUGCAGUGGUAGAGGAGUUGGUCUUGCUGCCUAUUGUCUAUUGUUACAUGUCUAUCAGAGACAGGACCUACACACAAACUAUAAAACCUCAGAUCAGUCAGAAUGUAUGGAAAUCUUAGCCAAGGAUAAAGAUGCAUCUAAACAAGUGCUCAAGCAACUUCACCAUACCCACAACUCCAGAGCCCUGUCAGAAGUGGAGAAGACAUUGUUUCUGGAUGUGCUGUCACAGCAUGCAGAGGUCCAUGGUGGAUGUUAUUAUGCUGGUGCAGAAAGAAAUGCUGUGGUUCUGUUACAAUGUUUCUUAACAAGUAAUGACAUUAUUGACUCAGAGCAGUCAAAAUGUAUGCAAAUCUUAGCUAAGGAUGAAGUCACAUCUGAAGAAGUCCUCAAACAGCUUUACCAGACCCACAAAUCCAAAACCCUGUCAACAGUGGAGAGGACAUUGUUUCUGAAUGUGAUGUCACAGCAUGUAGAGGUCCAUGGUAGUUAUUAUUCUGGUGCAGAAAGAAAAAGUGUGAUUCUGUUGCAAUAUUUCUUAACAAGCAAUGACAUCACUGACUCAGAGCAGUCAGAAUGUAUGGAAAUCUUAGCCAAGGAUAAAGGUGCAUCUGAAGAAGUGCUCAAGCAACUUCACCAUACCCACAACUCCAGAGCCCUGUCAGAAGUGGAGAAGACAUUGUUUCUGCAUGUGCUGUCACAGCAUGCAGAGGUCCAUGGUGGAUGUUAUUAUGCUGGUGCAGAAAGAAAUGCUGUGGUUCUGUUACAAUGUUUCUUAACAAGUAAUGACAUUACUGACUCAGAGCAGUCAAAAUGUAUGCAAAUCUUAGCCAAGGAUGAAGGCACAUCUGAAGAAGCCCUCAAACAACUUUACCAGACCCACAAAUACAGAACCCUGUCAGCAGUGGAGAGGACAUUGUUUCUGAAUGUGCUGUCACAGCAUGCAGAGGUCCAUGGUAGAUUUUAUUCUGGUGCAGAAAGAAAUACUGUGAUUCUGUUGCAAUAUUUCUUAACAAAUAAUGACAUUACUGACUCAGAGCAGUCAAAAUGUAUGCAAAUCUUAGCCAAGGAUAGGUGGACAUCUAAACAAGUGCUCAAACAACUUUACCAGACCCACAAAUACAGAACCCUGUCAGCAGUGGAGAGGACAUUGUUUCUGAAUGUGCUGUCACAGCAUGCAGAGGUCCAUGGUAGAUUUUAUUCUGGUGCAAAAAGAAAUACUGUGAUUCUGUUGCAAAAUUUCUUAACAAGUAAUGACAUUACUGACUCAGAGCAGUCAAAAUGUAUGCAAAUCUUAGCCAAGGAUAGGUGGACAUCUAAACAAGUGCUCAAACAACUUUACCAGACCCACAAAUACAGAACCCUGUCAGCAGUGGAGAGGACAUUGUUUCUGGAUGUGCUAUCACAGCAUGCAGAGGUCCAUGGAAGUUGUAACAAAGCUGCAGAAAGAAAUGCUGUGAUUCUGUUACAUUAUUAUUUCACAAACAAGAACAUUACAGACACAGAGCAGUUAAGGUGCAUGGAUAUCUUAGCCAAAGACAAGUUCAUAUCAGAAAGUGUUCUGAAGCAGUUUUGUCAGCAUCAAACUAUUAAGGACAUCCUAAAAUCAAUAUUCCUAGAUCUGCUGUCACAGCAUGUGCGAGUACAUGGAAUAAGUCAUGCUAAUUCAUGUGAUAUGGACAUGAUGCAUACCAUAACUGACAUAUUUAUGCACCACUUGACUUCUCAAAGAUUGUAUGUAUAUACUUCUCAUAGAACGCCAAUAGAAUUCAGUUCAAAUGAUGACAGGGGAAUGGCUGCAUGGAAAAGAAUCUUUGAAAAAGAAGAGUCCCUUUCCAUGAAAGCAUUGGAAAAGUUGCUUCAAUACCACCAAUCUGGUUAUCUUUCACUUGAGGGCUGGAAACUUAUGUCAGACUUGACAUGCCAACAUAUCAAAGUUCAUGGAAGAGAAAGUCUGCCAUCUUCUUUAAGAGCAUGGCGUGUAAAAGACAGCACCAACUAGCAAGAAUUAUGAAACAUCUGUAUAACAGAGAAAGCCUUGAAGCAAAAUUCAACUAUAUGUAAAAGCAAGCAGGUUGUGUGAUGCAUCAGCACUUUAAUUGUAAUAUACCAUUAUACACACACUGAAAACUUUACGUUGUUAAAAGAUACAGGCUAAAUAGAAAUGCAGUAGAAACUAGUCUAAUCACACUCUUACAUGUCACACCAAUACUUCACCUUUUAUAUAUGAUUUGGUUAAUAUUUUUUUAAUUACUUAUCUUAUGAGAAUUUAUUUUUGUAAAAUAUUAACAAUGCAGCUUGCAUCAGCCCAGAUAGUAAGAAUUUAUAAGUAUGUCU
Molecule: messenger RNA, 4699 nt
Organism: Lingula anatina
Lineage: Eukaryota; Metazoa; Brachiopoda; Lingulata; Lingulida; Lingulidae
Biological process (GO): signal transduction
Molecular function (GO): protein binding
Source: RefSeq, a predicted model, not a curated record